Messenger RNA from Closterium sp. Naga37s-1, 558 nucleotides. NCBI's taxonomy places the organism in Eukaryota, Viridiplantae, Streptophyta, Zygnematophyceae, Desmidiales, Closteriaceae. The record is from the annotation of a GenBank genome assembly.
AUGAGCACAUCCCUUCAAUCUUACCACGCCCGCAGAGCCACAGCCUUCUACCGCCGCCGUGAGCACCUGCGGCAGAUCCUGGCCGUUGAUUUCCGCAUAUCCGACGACAGCGGGGACAGCAUUCUCGUGUGCGGGCGGCGGGCGGCGGACCGGGGGAAACUGGCGGCGUUUGUGCAGCACGGGACGGUGGUGCCUUUGGCGUCUAGCAAGCGGAUCAUCGGCUUCCUGGAUACUUCCUGGCUGGAGCAGGAGCAGCAGUUUCUGGAGACCCAUCCAAAUUUGCAGCCUUCGGAUCUGGUUAUCUCCCGAGGGAUGGUCACGGAGGGGCAGACGGUGAGCGUGAUGGGGCUUCUAAGAGAAGCAAGACCUUUAGAGGACGACGGGGAGACGAUCCGCAGCAGCAGCGUGUGGUCUACAGCACAGGAGGGGCUGGUGCUGGAGCCGCUGUGCGCGCCUGUGAACGUGGGCGAGUUCUUCCUCUGCUGGGGCUUCUUCCCUGUGUACUUCCCUACCUGGGUGUCCGGGCUGCUAGUUUCAGACAACCAAGGGCUGUUUUAA